AUGAGCUCCAACUCCACAAAGUACACUUUUCGUAGUAAACAGAAGCCCGCAAACCAAAACAAAGAAGCUCUAGCAGUCAAUGUGGAUGCAAAGAACAACCAUAUAAACUCAAACGUGUCGGAAGAAGCAUUACAGAGGCGUAAGCUUCGGUUCCAGGCACAACCACAAACGAAAGAUUAUGGAUUUGUCAGUCGAGGGGAGACAAGACUCAAAGAAAGCGAGUCGGAGCGCCGCAAGUACUUUGACACGAUUGUUCUGUCGUUCUUUAAGCUUUGUGACGAAGCUACAAGAAUUGAGGUGCGAGAAAGAAUUGACGUGGACUCCAUACAUUCCAGUGACGGAGACAUGACGAUGGAUGGUGUUUUGACGUCGCUUCGCAAGCUACGAGAGGCAAUCUUGGGCACGAAACCUUCAUCUUUUUCGAAAAAAGUGCUUCUUUUCUCUGUUCGAGUAGCAGUUCCUCUCGGCCAUUAUCAAACGUAUGUUCCCAGUAUCACUCAAUUACUUGCCCCGGGGGUCGAUCUUCGCCCAGACGAGCGCCAGGAGCUAGUGGUGCUCCUUCUGCUCCAUUGGUCUCAUUUCAGCAACGAGAACUCGAGGGCACUUCUGCUUCUCAUCCGAGGGUGCCCAGAAGAUACUCGCACUCGACCACUUCUCCAAAGCUGGAUAGGAAACGAUUAUCAUCGGUGGUUGAAUUUGUACAAGGUGGAAGAGGACAACCUGCGGGCCAGGAUCAUGAAAUUCGGCCUCCCGAAAGUUUUGCAGCACAUGGUGAAUGCCGUCAAUGUUUCCUACUUUAAUCUUUCGCUCUCGUUUCUACAAGAUUACUUACCUCAGGAUAUCCUGCUCCAAGAUUUAGAAGUGUAUGGAGCUCGAUGGCUGGUGGAAGGCGACAACGUAGUGAUAAGAGCUCGAAAAGUUGCAAAGGCAGCCUGA
Meyerozyma guilliermondii ATCC 6260 is the source of this 936-nucleotide messenger RNA. RefSeq lists its product as uncharacterized. The record is from RefSeq and is a predicted model, not a curated record. NCBI's taxonomy places the organism in Eukaryota, Fungi, Ascomycota, Pichiomycetes, Serinales, Debaryomycetaceae. The transcript has a single exon. The coding region runs from base 1 to 936 and encodes 311 amino acids.